Messenger RNA from Lachancea meyersii CBS 8951, 1224 nucleotides. NCBI's taxonomy places the organism in Eukaryota, Fungi, Ascomycota, Saccharomycetes, Saccharomycetales, Saccharomycetaceae. The record is from the annotation of a GenBank genome assembly.
AUGGCAGAGAGAUUAACGCAGAUCAAAGACCAUAUAGUCUCAGCAAUGACACCCUCGGUGGUGGACGCCAGACCCGAUGACGUGGUCGUGGUGACAGCGUACCGGUCGGCCAUAGCAAAGGGAUUUAAGGGUGGCUUUAAAGACGUGAAUUCAGACUAUCUAGUACAUCAGUUUUUGCUGGAGUUCUUCGAAAAAGCUCCUCCUGCAGUGCGGGACAACAAACAGCUUAUCCAGGAAGUGGCGUGCGGCAACGUGCUGAACCCAGGCGCAGGCGCCACAGAGCAUCGCGCAGCGUGUCUGGCCGCAGGCGUGCCCUACACCGCUCCUUUCGUGGCUAUCAACAGACAGUGUUCUUCGGGACUGGUGGCCAUCAACGACGUUGCCAACAAGAUCAAAGUCGGGCAAAUCGACAUGGGACUUGCCAUGGGCGCAGAAUCGAUGACCAAAAACUAUGGACCCCAGGCGCUCGGCAACAUCUCCAAAGAACUCAAGGAAGAUAAAAUUGCUCGCAAGUGCCUGAUCCCAAUGGGAAUCACAAACGAAAACGUCAGUCACCAAUUCCACAUUUCCAGGCAGAGCCAAGACGCGUUCGCCGCCGAAUCUUACCGCAAGGCUGAAUAUGCCAUUUCCCAAGGUCUCUUUGAAGAUGAGAUUUUGCCUAUACGCUUACCAGACGGCACGGUUGUCUCCACCGACGAGGGCCCACGCAAGGGCGUUACCGCUGAUAAUUUAGCCCUUUUGAAGCCAGCUUUCAUCAAAGAAAAGGGAACCACUACGGCUGGAAAUGCUUCACAAAUAUCCGAUGGUGUCGCAGCAGUUCUUUUGACCAGGCGUUCAGUGGCCGAAUCCAUGGAGCUACCGAUAUUGGCAAAAUACGUAGCGUGUCAAGUUGUAGGUGUUCCUCCAGAGGUCAUGGGCGUGGGUCCUGCGUACGCCAUUCCAAAGGUUUUGAAAGGCUGUAAGCUAAAUGUGGGCGAUAUUGACAUUUUCGAGAUCAACGAAGCUUUUGCCGGACAAGCGCUUUACUGCAUCAGCAAACUCGAGAUCCCGUUGGAAAAAGUGAAUCCAAAAGGUGGUGCUAUAGCGCUCGGACAUCCGCUCGGAUGUACUGGGGCCAGACAGGUUGCGACAAUUCUAAGAGAGCUAAAACCUGGUCAGAUUGGUGUGGUGAGUAUGUGCGUGGGUACAGGUAUGGGCGCUGCCGCAGUGUUCGUCAAAGAGUAG